This is a messenger RNA of Helobdella robusta, 1518 nucleotides long. RefSeq lists its product as hypothetical. Gene Ontology annotation, molecular function: ligand-gated sodium channel activity. Bases 1 to 1518 code for a protein of 505 amino acids. The transcript has 10 exons. NCBI's taxonomy places the organism in Eukaryota, Metazoa, Annelida, Clitellata, Rhynchobdellida, Glossiphoniidae. The record is from RefSeq and is a predicted model, not a curated record. Gene Ontology annotation, cellular component: membrane. Gene Ontology annotation, biological process: sodium ion transmembrane transport.
AUGAACUGUACAAUUGGCGUGAUGAAGGGAUCCAAUAUUUUUAAUGCAACUUCAUCAUCGUACAGUGACGAAACUCUAAACUCAACAUUCAACUCGACUGUCAAUUUGUACGAUGAACUGAAAUUCUCGCGUCCCAUCCUGGAAUCGAUGUACAACUACUGGGGCAGCGUCACUUCCAGCAACUACACAACAAUCCACAUCAACUGCAGUCCGCCAUCCGGUCGAUACGUUAUAAUACAACAGGACAACAACGGUCGCGGGUAUUUAACGCUGUGUGAAAUAGAAAUUUACCUCAGUGACCCAACCUCUCCGAACACAUUCCAAUCACCAGCCCCAACGAUAGUAGAACCACUUGAAAUAGAAUGCUGCUGCACUUGUUGCUCACUUUCAAACAUUUAUACUUGCAGCACGUGUUCCGCGCCAAAAUUAUCGAAAGCCAAAUCCUGCGCCCUGACUUUAAAAGUUUUUAAUCCAAAUAAAAAUGUUCUACUACCUCCGGCUCUGAUGAAUGGAAGCUGCUUCAAAGAUAGAUUGGAUGCGACAGAUACCUUCAAACAAAUGGAAGACGAUGUGGAACGUGCAGCAAAGCGCAAUCUGAAAGAAAAAGAAGAAAGAGGCUUCAAAUUGUCUGACCUUCUGAUCAGCUGUCUGUUCGAUGGCGAACCAUGCGAUUAUGAUAGAGAUUUCCAACAAUUUUACAACCCUUAUUACGGCAACUGCUACGUCUACAAUUCCAUGUGGAACGCUUCCAUUGAGCAGAAAAAUAGUCGAAAUAUCGGACCGAAAAAUGGAUUACAAAUGCUGUUGAAAGCGACGAUUGGAGAGAAAACUUGGGCAGUCGAAAGUGUGUUGGGAAUGAAGGUGGUGGUGCUGCCUGGCAAGCAGCUGUCAUUCCCGGAAGAUGAGGGAUUAAUUGUUCGGCCUGGGAGUAGCACGUUCCUCUCUUUGAAAGAACAAAAAGUUGAAAGACUGGAUAGUCCACACCAGAAAUGUAUUUCAGAUGACGACAUCAACUUGGUGCUGGAAAGUAGCUUCUAUUCUGAAUUGUAUGGAGUAGAAUAUAGACCAAGCGCAUGUAAAAAAACAUGCUAUCAGAAAAAUGUUGUAAAACAAUGUGGAUGUUUCGACGCGCGCUUUCCUUGGCUACCUCGCCCAUAUGAAAGCCAUCCUUCUCUUGAUGUCUGCUCUAGAUCAAGUAUAAGGCAGGAUGACUGCAUGUACAAUGUAACCAUGCAGUUCAACUUGAACCUGCUCUCUUGUGACUGUCCCGAAAGAUGCAGAUAUUCCAAAUACGAAUCAAUGCUAUCGUACGGGUUUUGGCCAUCUGUCCACUCAAAAGAUCGCCUGAUUUCAAAACUCGGUCAACUUGGCGGCGACCCGGAGUUCCUUCUUCGGCACCAACUCUUGCAGUUGAAUGUGUACUAUUCGGAUCUCAGAGUCCAAGUAAUGAGCGAGUAUCGCGAGUACAAAGGCUUUGGAGGUGGAGCGCGGAGCAACGAUAUUUUAGUCGGAGCGUGA